Daphnia magna is the source of this 1568-nucleotide messenger RNA. RefSeq lists its product as uncharacterized. The record is from RefSeq and is a predicted model, not a curated record. The transcript is spliced from 5 exons. Bases 178 to 1074 code for a protein of 298 amino acids. Lineage: Eukaryota; Metazoa; Arthropoda; Branchiopoda; Diplostraca; Daphniidae.
GAACGCGGAACGGCGGAACGCUGUCGCAACUCAGUCAACUUAUUAAAUUUGGCAACCUUCAGGAUAGCCAUUGUGAUUUGUUAAUUUUCUUGCUCUUCCGUUCAUGGGUUCUCGCCGUUCAGGCGGUUACAUAUUCUCAGUUUAAAUUUCCCUGGAUGGGAUGAAAUCUACUAUUUCAUGACGUACCCAUCUAUUCCAAGAUGCAACUGGUUGUCAACUGUCCAGAUAUUCUUUUUAGCAUGCAUUUCCCUUUGUUCAAUAUUUUCCGAACUGUGGUCCAUAGGAUUUUACAUCUCCUCCCUAUCUGGAGUCUUCAGCUUAUUAGAAUCUCCUUCUGUGUUAGUUCGACCUCUACCUAAGGAUGUGAAACCCGAGAGGAGUCUUGUCUGUUAUAAGAACAAUUUAACCCAGUAUAAGAUGAUGCUUAAGUCAGAAAAAAUGGAAGGAAAUAUCCUAGUUGUUCAUAACUUAAAUAACAAUCAAAAAUCAAAAAUCAUAAAAGCUGCUGAGAGCAAGUUCCUGGAAUUAGAAGCCUCACUCACAGAAUUAAAUGAAGAACUCAAACUUGAAAAACAAAAAUCUACCAAAGAACAAAUUACAUUUAUUAGGACCUUGUCAGAUCUACAUAAUUUCAAUAGUAAUAAACAAAGGGACCUGGAAGCCAUCAUCGCAGAUCUGCGACGAGAUUUACACGCUGAGAAACUGCGGAGGUCAAAGCAGACAAACUUGAUUCAAGCUCUGACUUUGGCGAGUAGUCAUGCCAUUAGUCGUGCAAAUACUCUACAGCGUAAACUGGCGAAUAUUGAGGCUAAAGUAAAUAAGAGCAAGGCGCCAUGCCUAAAAGAUCAGCAGCAGCCUUAUUCAAAAAGUUUGGAAGAUAAGGAACUCCAGAGAAUCCAGAGAAUUUGUUUGACAAAUGCUGAACUACAAGAAGCAUGUGGUCGUAUGAAAACAGACCUGUUGCCAACCAAAUUACAGCUUUAUAAUGCGCUGCAAGACAGUCAAUUGCAGCACAAAAUAGAAACCCCUGUUAUUGGAUUGUCGAAACCCGAAGGGGAACAGAACGAUGGAUAACUUAGCCAGUCCUUGUUGUAUUUUUCAAUAUGACAACUAGAUCCGUCCAUUUUAUCAAGUGGGCAAAAAUUACAGUUAAAUUUCAUGGACCAAAUUGCUAACCGGUUUCAGCCGUAACAUGGAAUCGAAUUAAGCAACGGAUCUUUGGUCAUCUGGAAUCCAUUUGAAAGAAGGAGAUAUAAAGAAGGGAAAAAAGCAUCCAGUAGCAGCUUGGUAUCAUUUUCAGCUGAUGGAAGAGUCGUUGCUUCAACGGAUUUGACGAAUCUCCUGAUGGUCUGAUCGACUGAGAUUUGCCCCUUUCAACAAAUGUCACUUGGGUCAGGGCGUGAUGACUCGAAAAAAUAUUGGCUAGUUGUGAAUUCCACCUCAUGGAACACCUUAUGGAAGCAUGAGGUGAAUGCUGCUGUCUAGCUCUUUGUAGUCAUCAUUAUGCGAGUCCGUAAGUAAUAUUCAAACUAGCCGCUGCAGACACUGUAACAAAUCAGUUUUCUUCA